This is a messenger RNA of Archocentrus centrarchus (flier cichlid), 3094 nucleotides long. It is a transcript of the gene crhr1, whose product is annotated as corticotropin releasing hormone receptor 1. The transcript has 14 exons. Gene Ontology annotation, cellular component: neuron projection; plasma membrane. The coding region runs from base 167 to 1465 and encodes 432 amino acids. Gene Ontology annotation, molecular function: corticotrophin-releasing factor receptor activity; corticotropin-releasing hormone receptor activity; corticotropin-releasing hormone binding. The record is from RefSeq and is a predicted model, not a curated record. NCBI's taxonomy places the organism in Eukaryota, Metazoa, Chordata, Actinopteri, Cichliformes, Cichlidae. Gene Ontology annotation, biological process: cell surface receptor signaling pathway; adenylate cyclase-activating G protein-coupled receptor signaling pathway.
UCUGCUCGGUUCGGCCGGAAUCCGCCUCCCCUGACGCGGAUCUCUGAGCUCGGUCCGGCCUGGCUCGGACCAACAUGUUCUGGGAUUUAAACCGAACUCGAGCGCGCGGAACACAGCUGUGAACUGCAGGACGUCGCAUGCCAGAGCGCCCGCGCGUGAAUGAGUUAUGGAGAUGGACCGGAAACUACUGAGUCAGAUUGUCUUUGUGUGCGUGGUGAUGAGUGGACGAGUUUCUCCGGCCAAGUUGUCCUGCGAAACUUUGAUCCUGCUGUCGACCAACUUCACAGCAAGGACCCUGGCCCUACUAAACCAGACAUUCGCCAUCAGUAACUCCUCAGGUGUGUACUGUGACCUGUCUGUGGAUGGUAUAGGAACCUGUUGGCCUCGUAGUGCAGCAGGAGAGCUGGUCUCCAGACCUUGUCCUGAGCAGUUCAACGGGAUCCACUACAACACCACCAACCGGGUGUACAGAGAGUGUCAGGUGAAUGGCAGCUGGGCUCCUCGAGGAAACUACAGCCAGUGCACCGAGAUCAUCAUCCUGAGGAAGAGUAAAGUUCACUAUCAGGUGGCCGUCAUCAUCAACUACAUGGGUCACUGCAUCUCUCUGGGAGCACUGCUGCUCGCCUUCACACUCUUCAUGAGGCUCAGGAGUAUUCGCUGUCUGAGGAACAUCAUCCACUGGAAUCUGAUCUCAGCCUUCAUCCUGAGGAAUGCCACCUGGUUCAUUGUCCAGUUAACAAUGAAUCCCGCCGUUACAGAGAGCAACCAGGUGUGGUGCAGGCUGGUGACGGCAGGUUAUAACUACUUCCAUGUGACCAACUUCUUCUGGAUGUUCGGUGAAGGGUGUUACCUCCACACAGCUGUUGUUCUCACCUACUCCACGGACAAACUCAGGAAGUGGAUGUUUAUUUGCAUUGGCUGGGGUAUUCCAUUCCCCAUCAUUGUGGCUUGGGCUUUCGGGAAGCUGUACUAUGAUAAUGAGAAGUGCUGGUUUGGAAAGAGGGCGGGAGUUUAUACAGACUAUAUUUACCAAGGCCCCAUGAUCCUGGUCCUGCUGAUUAACUUUGUCUUCCUGUUCAACAUCGUCCGGAUCCUGAUGACCAAACUGAGGGCAUCAACAACCUCAGAGACCAUCCAGUACAGGAAGGCGGUGAAGGCAACUCUGGUACUGCUGCCUCUGUUAGGAAUCACCUACAUGCUUUUCUUCGUGAACCCCGGAGGAGAAGACGAAGUUGCUCAAAUUGUCUUCAUCUAUUUCAACUCCAUCCUUGAAUCCUUCCAGGGCUUUUUCGUCUCUGUGUUUUACUGCUUCCUGAACAGCGAGGUGCGUUCAGCAGUCAGGAAGCGUUGGAUUCGCUGGCAGGAUCGUCAUUCGAUCAGGAGCCGGGCUGUGCGUGCCACCUCCCUGCCUACCUCCCCAAGCAGGGUGUCCUUCCACAGCAUCAAACAGUCCUCAAACCUCUGACCUUUGACAGACUUGAAGUCACCCAGUCACAGUCUGAAAUGUGUUUCCUGUUGGCCAAUCAGAUAUCUUAUGCUUCAUGAGGCUCAGUGGAUCAAAUCAGAACAGCCAAUCAUUGAACAAGACAUAGAUCUGUAAUGCCAGUCAUUCAGCAGACAGAGUGGGCUUUUUCUGGCCCCACCCCAUUCACCUUCUGACCAAUCACUGGACUCAGCAAAUGAGUUUGCUUCCUGUCUUCCUAUCAGGCAGUGUGACUGUAUUCUAUAACCAAUAUGUUUAUUUAUAUUUAUAUAUAUAUAUAUUGAUUGGUGUUUUAUUUAUUAGCUGUUACUGUAUGUAUUACUGAUCACCAGCUUUCUGCUCUUCUCACACACACACACACAUACAGUGGGAAACUGAUUGGCUGACUGAAUCUUUCAGACAUUAUUGAUGCAAUUUGGGUUGAAACUUGCAGUUAAAACUUUGCAGAGAGCAGCUGCCACCAAGGAGGGCUGUAACUCACUGAUGAAGAUUUUGAAGAUGACCUCUGAUUUAUUUCCACCUGUGCAACUGGAUUAUCUCAUCGAAGAUCAAACCUGCUGCUCCACAUUAAGUUUAAUCACACUCAGACAUUUAUAAAUAAGAUACAAAUUUAAAACAAGACCAGAAAUUUUCUAGGACGUUUACCUGGAAUAAAAUAACGUCCUGAAGGAGGUAUUAAAAGUUUCUUCUUACUAAACUCUAAAUUUUUGUGUUGAUAAAACAGGGAAAGCUCAAAGACAUAAAUCAGUGAUUUCUUUACAUGCUGCUGCAUUGGUUUCCACAUAUAUCUGUGCAUCUGUUCACAUGUGUGACCGACCUCAGAGCAGCUUGAUGUGGAUGCUGGUCAGUUGUUAAAAAACAAAAAGUUUAUUCAAAAAUGAGCAUUAAGAGCUCCUCGCCUCUCAGCUUUCCCAGCUCCAGCCUUCAUUGAAGGGACAUGAAGACGAGACAAGCUGCAGAUUGAAAAGGCUUCCAGAGAUAAUAAUUAACUGUGGAAGUGUGAGCUCCUGUGAUCUCUGAGACAUCAGGACAGUUUGCUGUCACUUUAACGCAUCAGUUUGUCACGUUUUAAAUGUUCAGGCUCUGCCUACAAAGGGCCUAUAGACCAGAACAUUCACGUUAGCGCCGUGUUCACCCCAAACACAGGGGUCGCACCUUCACACAGCCUCAUAACAGCCGACAGCAGGAGGCGGAGUCAAACCGACUUUGAGAACAGAUAUGUGGUCAUGUCACUGGCAACAGUUACCAUCAGACGGCAUCUUUAUCAUCACAUCACGAGAACGUUUGCUUCAUGUUGGUGUGAGCAUGCCGUCAGCAAGAAACUCAGCAACAAAUCCAGGAGUUUAUCUUGAAUCUGUGUGUGUGGGUGAGAGUCUGAGUCUGUGCGUGUGUGGUGUGUGGGGGUUUGUGUGUGAUCUCUAAUUGUAACUGUUGUAUUGCAAGUUUGCACGGUCAAUUUUUUGAUCAGACUGUCACUGAUACUGUUAACCAUAGUAACAGUAACCACAGUAACCAUACAUAGAGUAGUUGGUACUUGUCUGUAUGUGUGUGGCAGGAAACUCUCAGGAUGAAACACAAACUGCUCCUCUUAUCUUCAUUACUGAGUGUGUG